AUGUCUGGAAUUAAAGAAUACGCCCUCCUUUGCUUGGAAAACCCAUUGCUUGAUAUCCAAGCCCAGGGAGACCAAGCUCUUCUCGACAAAUACGGCCUCAAACCCAACGAUGCCAUCCUGGCCGAAGAAAAGCACAUUCCCAUCUACGAAGAUCUCCUCAACAAUUACUCUGCCAAACUAAUUGCCGGAGGCGGAGCCCAAAACACUGCUCGUGGUGCUCAAUACAUUCUUCCACCCAACAGCGUUGUCUUCCUCGGCGGAGUCGGUGACGACAAAUACGCCGCCAUUCUCCACGAUGCCGUCAAGACCGCCGGUCUCCGCGUCGAAUACCGUGUUGACAAAACUCAGCCUACGGGACGAUGUGGUGUUGUCAUCACCGAUCACAACCGAUCUAUGUGUACCGAUUUGGGCGCUGCGAAUCACUAUGAUUUGGAGCACUUGAAGUCGCCUGAGGUAUGGAAGUUGGUUGAGGGUGCUACGCAUUACUUUGUUGGUGGUUACCAUUUGACUGUGUGUCCACCUGCUAUCCAAGUCCUUGCUGAAGAGGCUGCCAAGAAUAACAAGGCAUUUGUCUUUUCCCUCUCCGCACCAUUUAUCUCCCAAUUCUUUAAGGAGCCUCUUGAUGCAACCGCACCAUACUGGGAUUACGUUAUUGGUAACGAGACUGAGGCAUUGGCAUGGGCAGAGAGCCACGGCGUCGAGUCUAAAGAUAUCAAGGAGAUCGCCAAGGCAUUGGCCGCUUUGCCAAAGGAGAACAAGAAGAGAGAGAGAGUGGCUAUUAUUACACAAGGAACUCUUCCUACUGUUGUAGCAGUCAACGGACAAGAUGUUAAGGAAUACCCCGUUCACGCCAUCGACAAGAGCUUGAUCAACGAUACUACAGGUGCUGGAGAUGCUUUCGCCGCUGGCUUUACUGCUGGUUUGGUUGCUGGAGAAUCCCUCGAGCAAUGCAUUGACCAAGGGCAAUGGUUAGCUAAGUUGAGCAUUCAGGAGUUGGGUCCCUCAGCUAGCGUGUCGUUAGAGACCCAAUAA
This is a messenger RNA of Sclerotinia sclerotiorum 1980 UF-70, 1032 nucleotides long. RefSeq lists its product as hypothetical. The record is from RefSeq and is a predicted model, not a curated record. Gene Ontology annotation, molecular function: adenosine kinase activity. The transcript has 3 exons. NCBI's taxonomy places the organism in Eukaryota, Fungi, Ascomycota, Leotiomycetes, Helotiales, Sclerotiniaceae. Bases 1 to 1032 code for a protein of 343 amino acids. Gene Ontology annotation, biological process: purine ribonucleoside salvage. Gene Ontology annotation, cellular component: cytosol; nucleus.